GCAUCGCAUCGCAUCGUAUCGGAUCGGAUCGGUUGUAUCCAUAGCACGGCCAUCCACGUAUAACCCCCACCCCACCAAACCGAGCCCAGACCGAGCCCCACCCCUUUUGGGAGCAGCAGCUCCACUUGCGGUCCGGGCACCGGGUAUCGCAUUCAUGAGCUGGCUCAUUGGCAAUCAUUUGGAUUCGUACGCCAUUCGAAACGGUAUUGGUGGCCACCUCAUCCUGAAACUGUGACAAGGAAUCCUCCGACACAGAAUCAUAAAAAAAACUGAAACGGAAUCGGAAUCGGUCUAAUUAAUCCCGCCAUUCAAUGCGUGUGUGAAGUGUUAAUCAUAUCCAAAGUACCUAUCUACCCAAGUGCUUGUGAAUAAAGUUUUAAAAAGGAUAUACCAAUUCAAAUCGAAAGUAUAAAAGGAUAAGAAAACAGUGACUGACAUUCAAGUCUAGUGUGCCCAGCAAGAUUGCUUCGUUCCGGUGGAGAAUAGUAUGCCAAUUUGUUCACAGUGGAUUCAACGAAUAAAAUGGCCGUUGGACCGACGGAGGGCAAACCCUCUGGGCCGCCGUCAGGGAGCUUCUCGCCCACGCACCAUCAGAUUAUAGCACCCAGCCCCAUCCUGGCCGUGCCCACGCUGGCCUUCUCCGCCGCCCAGGUGGAGAUCGUGUGCAAAACGCUCGAGGAUUCCGGCGACAUUGAGCGCCUCGCCCGCUUCCUGUGGAGCCUGCCGGUGGCCCUGCCCAACAUGCACGAGAUCCUCAACUGUGAGGCAGUGCUUCGGGCCCGAGCAGUGGUCGCCUAUCAUGUGGGCAACUUCAGGGAACUUUAUGCAAUAAUAGAGAAUCAUAAGUUUACGAAAGCAUCCUAUGGAAAACUGCAGGCCAUGUGGCUGGAGGCCCACUAUAUAGAGGCGGAAAAGCUACGUGGUCGGUCACUAGGCCCCGUUGACAAGUAUCGGGUGCGCAAAAAGUUCCCCCUGCCGCCCACCAUUUGGGACGGGGAACAGAAGACGCACUGCUUCAAGGAGCGGACGCGUAGCCUACUGCGCGAAUGGUACCUACAGGAUCCCUAUCCGAAUCCCACCAAGAAACGGGAACUGGCCAAGGCCACUGGCCUGAAUCCCACGCAAGUGGGCAACUGGUUCAAGAAUCGCCGCCAGCGGGAUCGGGCAGCUGCUGCCAAGAAUCGCAUCCAACAUAACCAGAAUAGCUCCGGCUUGGGCUGCCGCCGGCGGGCGGACGGAGCCGCAUCACCCACUCCGUCGGACAGCUCCGACUCGGACAUCUCCCUGGGAACGCACUCGCCAGUGCCGAGCAGCCUGCAACUGCAACACAGUCCCGGCAGCACCUCCAACGGCGCCAACGACCGCGAGGAGAGCCUGAGCGUGGACGACGACAAGCCGCGGGACUUGAGCGGCUCCCUGCCUCUGCCCCUGUCGCUGCCCCUGGCCUCGCCUACGCCGACACCUCCCCACUUGCCGACGGGCUAUGGAGCGGGUCCUGGAGCCGGACCUCCGACCGGAGGUCCUCCGUUGACAGCCGCGGGCUGUCUGCCGCCCUUCAAGCUGGACGCGGCCACCAGCCUGUUCAGUGCCGGGUGCUAUCUGCAGAGCUUCAGCAACCUGAAGGAGAUGUCGCAGCAGUUCCCCAUCCAGCCGAUUGUCCUGCGACCGCAUCCGCAGCUGCCCCAACCCUUGGCCCUAAACGGCGGAUCCGGCGGAGCGGGACUGCAUCAUCCGGCGUACGCGGCGGCCUACAGCGUGGAGUGCGUGCCGCCGUCGCACCCGCCGCCCAAGUUGCGCAUCAACUCGCCGGAGAAACUCAACUCGACGGCAGUGGCGGCGGCUGUUUCGGGUGGCGUGCCACCGUCCGUGGCGACCACGACCGGCUACCACCACAGCGGACAGUUGCUGCUGCAUCGUCCCUUCUCCACGUCCCCGGAGCUGAAGCACAGUGCCCCGGAGAUCACAUGAUAUCAGCGGGUCUGAGGUGUCUAUAUUAUAUAACCCCAAAAAGAGCAUCCUUUAAAGAGAAACCCAGAGUAUCCCGACGCAACCCGAAGCACUAAGGCCCAGCUAUUCAGAUUGUUUCAAUUGUAAUUCUAAGUUAGAUGUAGUUACGCCUAAUAUCCCAGCCAGAUCGGAACUGUUUCCUAUAUAUAUCAUGAUCCAUAAUUACCUUUACCGUUAUCCACAGCAGCAGCAAAAAAAAAACAAAAAUUCGAGAAUGAAAAACAAAAAUACAAGAAAGAAUAUAAGAAAAUGCAAAAAAAAAUUCAAAAAUUAAAAAUUAAAGGCAACAUCGCACACUCACUCUUCAAAGAUAGCCAUUUAAGUCGAAAAAAAUUGAGAUAUAUAGAAAAUAAAGCUAAAAUCCCGAAACUGAGAUUUUGAAUUCGAUACGUUUUCAUUCUAAUUUUGUGUGUGUGUACGUAUUUGUAAAUAGAGUUUAAGUAUGCAAAUCAUAGAGCUUACGUAUACAUUUAGAUUGCAAUAAAAAACGAACCGAAUGACAGUUAAGAAUUUGAAUCAUUA
This is a messenger RNA of Drosophila bipectinata, 2529 nucleotides long. It is a transcript of the gene Optix, whose product is annotated as optix. The record is from RefSeq and is a predicted model, not a curated record. Gene Ontology annotation, molecular function: DNA-binding transcription factor activity, RNA polymerase II-specific; RNA polymerase II cis-regulatory region sequence-specific DNA binding. Lineage: Eukaryota; Metazoa; Arthropoda; Insecta; Diptera; Drosophilidae. Gene Ontology annotation, biological process: regulation of transcription by RNA polymerase II. Gene Ontology annotation, cellular component: transcription regulator complex; nucleus.